AUGGCCUUCGCUACCCGACAGUUUGCCCGUGCGGCCACUCGAGCUACCCGCAGUGGCUUCGCUAUUGCCCCCCGACAGGUUAUCCGCCAGCAGGGUCGCCGUUAUUACUCUUCCGAGCCCGCACAGAAGUCCUCUUCAGCUUGGAUCUGGCUGACAGGUGCCGCUGUUGCUGGAGGUGCUGGCUACUACUUCUAUGGCAACAGUGCUUCUUCCGCCACUCCCAAGGUCUUCAAGCCUAGCAAGGAAGAUUACCAGAAGGUCUACAACGAGAUUGCCGCUCGCCUGGAGGAGAAGGAUGACUACGAUGAUGGCAGCUAUGGCCCCGUUCUCCUCCGUCUCGCCUGGCACGCCAGUGGCACCUAUGACAAGGAGACUGGUACCGGUGGCAGCAACGGAGCUACCAUGCGAUUCGCCCCUGAGGCUGACCACGGCGCCAACGCUGGUCUGGCUGCUGCCCGUAAAUUCCUUGAGCCUGUGAAAGAGAAGAACCCCUGGAUCACCUACUCUGAUCUCUGGAUUCUUGCUGGUGUUUGCGCUAUCCAGGAGAUGCUGGGUCCCGUCAUUCCCUACCGACCUGGUCGUGCCGACCGUGAUAUCUCUGGCUGCACACCCGAUGGUCGUCUCCCCGAUGCUUCCAAGCGCCAGGAUCACCUCCGAGGUAUCUUCGGCCGCAUGGGCUUCAACGACCAAGAGAUUGUUGCCCUGUCUGGUGCUCACGCUCUUGGUCGAUGCCACACCGACCGAUCUGGAUACGAAGGUCCCUGGACUUUCUCUCCUACUGUUAUGACCAACGACUACUUCCGCCUUCUUGUCGAGGAGAAGUGGCAGUGGAAGAAGUGGAACGGUCCCGCUCAGUACGAGGACAAGUCUACCAAGUCCCUCAUGAUGCUGCCCAGUGAUAUUGCUCUGAUCGAGGACAAGAAGUUCAAGCCUUGGGUCGAGAAGUACGCCAAGGACAACGAUGCUUUCUUCAAGGACUUCUCCGAUGUCGUCCUCCGACUAUUCGAGCUCGGAGUUCCUUUCGCCCAGGGCACCGAGAACCAGCGAUGGACUUUCAAGCCUACACACCAGGAAUAA
Messenger RNA from Fusarium coffeatum, 1077 nucleotides. RefSeq lists its product as uncharacterized. The coding region runs from base 1 to 1077 and encodes 358 amino acids. The transcript has a single exon. Gene Ontology annotation, biological process: cellular response to oxidative stress; hydrogen peroxide catabolic process; response to reactive oxygen species. The record is from RefSeq and is a predicted model, not a curated record. Gene Ontology annotation, molecular function: peroxidase activity; heme binding. Lineage: Eukaryota; Fungi; Ascomycota; Sordariomycetes; Hypocreales; Nectriaceae.